AUGACGGACGUCGACAUGGACGUCGACGCGUAUCAACAGCGCUCUCUUGAGGUGCCCAUGGAUGAUGACCUGAUCAACUACGAAAGCGAUGCGGGCGAUUACUCGCUUGCUGCAGAGCAAGACCUUGGCCAAGACCUUGGCGAUGGAGCUGUUCCAGAAGCCUCUGCAGAUGCGCGUGCAAACGCAGAGCCUACCUUACAGAGUAGUCACGAAACCACCAAUGGUGUCUCCCAGAGUCAGACCAUGGACCAAACAGUAGAGAUUUCUGACUUCGCGAAUGGAGAAGAUACCGAUGAGCAAAAUCACACAGAACAGGCCGCUGAGACUGAUCUGCCACUCGAGGCCGACGCUGCCGAAACCGCACUCGACGCUUUGACGGAAAAUGUUGCGGAUGAAAUUGACUAUAGCCUCGGAGAGGUGGUCUAUACUGCAGAGCCUAUCGAGAAUACGCACGAAGAAGUGUUUGCAGAAGAUGCUCCGGAUGCUACCGAAAUUACGGCAGUGGGUGUUCUGGAAGACAAGGCUGAGAUCAGUUGGGAGGAUGAGGUGGCUGAUAACGCUCUGGACGAGGUUGCAAAGGAAGGAAAUGACGCGGAGGAACAGCACUUGCUACAAGCACAUGUCAUUCAACUGGCUGACCCGAGUGAGCAAGCGAUCGUCGAGGCUGAUGAGACGGAAAGCCGAGACCACCGUCAAGACGAGUUGCAAACACUGGAGAAUGCGUCUACAUGGCACACCAUGGACUCGAUUGGUGAUUUCCAAAUCGAGAACAAGGAUCUCCAAUUUCCAUCCAUCACAGUGCAAUAUCAAGGAGAUGAAUUCCCAUUUUUGGCAUCUGGUAGUGAAGGAUUUUUCUCCGACUCUUCCAUCCUCGAUGCUAGCAUGCAAAACGUCUUUCGUGGGUUUCGUUCACAGUUGAAGCACGAAGUAAAACCAGAAGAUGAGCUGGUCCUGCAAAUUGAUGAGCUCGGGUUGGAAUUCACAGAGUCAAACCCUUUUAGUCUGACGAUGCGUCAGAUUUUGGAGGUGUUUGAGUUGCUCAUCAAGAAUGAAGACCCCGAUGGCCGCCGAACGUUGUAUACCUAUCUGUUCACAAGGCUCAACAGCGCGAGAAGAUACAACUUUCUUGUGGAAAGUGCUACGUCGGGCAAAGGCCUAGGGGAGAUUCAGCAUAUCUUUUCUCAGCAAUCGCUCCGUGACAAUAGCGAUGUCGACCCUGCGGAUGACAGUGCGGUAUCUAGCGAACACCCUGAGGAAUGGAGCGAAGAAGAAUAUGGGCAUGAGCACUCAGAUGCGCAUGGCGAGAUUGAUGACCACCAUGAUGACCACCAUGGUGACCAUGAAUACCAGGAUGUACACCAUGGAGAAUACCAGGAUGUACACUAUGAUGAACACCAGGAUGAACACCAGGAUGAACACCAGGAUGAACACCAGGAUGAACACCAGGAUGAAUACCACGAUCGUCGCCAUGAAGAGGGUACUGCAGAAGACGCCGGAGAGCCCGGCGAGGAAUACCAAGAAGAUCCUGCAGAUGAUGACCAUGGUGGGAUUGAAUACUUCGACGAGGCCUUCCCACAGGCCAGUGAACCUUUGCAUGGGGAUAGCUCAGCCAUUGCGAACGCAGAUUCGGCGGAAAAGCCUGAAGCAGAUGAGCAUGACGACAACUUUGCUCAUGAACACAGCAGUACGACUAGCACACUUCAAGGUGACGCUGAGGGCACUGCUCUCGCUGAUGAUGAAACUGCUGUCGACGCCGAAGCCGAUGGUCCUGUGUUUGUUGCCGAGGCUAACGAAGAUGCCGAAAUUGACUGGCGAGACGACGAGAGUGAAUUAGUUGGCGAUGGGGGUUCAGUAACCGGCAAGCGGUCGCGUGAUGACAACGAUGAACCUGAUGUGGAUGACGAAAUUGACUUCAAGCGCCGACGACCUUGA
Messenger RNA from Beauveria bassiana ARSEF 2860, 1932 nucleotides. Its product is annotated as glutamic acid-rich protein. The coding region runs from base 1 to 1932 and encodes 643 amino acids. Lineage: Eukaryota; Fungi; Ascomycota; Sordariomycetes; Hypocreales; Cordycipitaceae. The transcript is spliced from 3 exons. The record is from RefSeq and is a predicted model, not a curated record.